AUGAUCCCGGCUGUCACACCGCAGAUCACGGCUACAAUCAAAUUCAUCGACCAUAAGCUCAAGAUGCUCGAUCAAGUCGAGGACACUAAGAAGAAAAUUAUCUCUUCGGGACAAAAAUGGGGGGAAAAGUCGUCUGAGAAGAUGGAGAGACGCAUUUGGGUUGAGAUUUGCCCGUUUGUCCUGCUCGGCUCCUGGUACAUCACACAAGUGAUCACAGCUACGGCAAAUGCUUUCCCGAAUGAUGCGCAGAAGAACGAAUUUCUCGCCCAAUACGAAGAGAUCUUUCGGUUCCACAGAACUGUGAGUCCACAUGCUCCCUGGAAGCGACUGCAUCUUGGUACUGACACCAUUGAGUGGCGACAUAAAGAAGUUUCACAAGAAGUUUUGAAACCCUACAUUCACGACAUCCCCAAAGAGCCCUUUGCAAGUUACAAUUUUUUGAAGCCGUCAAUCUACACGGAACUCAGAGCGUCCGCAAGCCUGACACGAUUGAACAAGCUCAGGGAGGUCGACAAAUGGAAGAGACCAUCGAAGUACUAUGGAUAUGCUGUUGAAGCACAAAUGGAGUGGCAAAUGAUCAAAAGGGAAAAGGAUCGUCUUGACAGCCAGGGUGAUACGUAUGCGGAACAGGUGUGGCCGAGUCAUAUGGUUGACGAUCACCUUGAAACAUUGGAAAAGAUCCUCGAGAAGGGGAAAGCUAGACAACCAGAAGAUGAAGACUAA
Messenger RNA from Exophiala dermatitidis NIH/UT8656, 723 nucleotides. RefSeq lists its product as uncharacterized. Bases 1 to 723 code for a protein of 240 amino acids. The record is from RefSeq and is a predicted model, not a curated record. Lineage: Eukaryota; Fungi; Ascomycota; Eurotiomycetes; Chaetothyriales; Herpotrichiellaceae. The transcript has a single exon.